Clonostachys byssicola is the source of this 984-nucleotide messenger RNA. Lineage: Eukaryota; Fungi; Ascomycota; Sordariomycetes; Hypocreales; Bionectriaceae. The record is from the annotation of a GenBank genome assembly.
AUGGCGGUCUACCUGGAUUCUUGGCAUAAAUUUGAAGAGAGUAUGGGGGGCGCUCGGCCUGUCUUGAAAGGCACCGCUGAGGAGAUGAGAAACCAAUUCUCUGGGCUGAUUUCUUUUCUCGCGACACAAAGAACUCGAACUUGGGACAAUCUCACGGUCAAAGAUGAAAACAUCAACGGUAUCACGAUCCGAAUCUAUAUCCCAAACUCUUUUGAGGAGAAAUAUGCCCCUGUGGGGGUCUUCUACCACUCAGGCGGCUUUGUCGUGGGCGAUUUGGAUUCCGAAGACGAUUUUUGUCGCACAGUCUCUGCCGACGCGAAUAUUGCAGUUAUCAGUGUCGACUAUAGACUGUCUCCCGAGCAUAAGGCGCCUGCGCAGCUUGAAGAUGCCCUGACUGUCUUUGAGUGGAUAUACAAAAACGCGAAGAGCAUUGGAGUAUCUCCCUCAAGAAUCUUCACCAUUGGCACCUCCGCCGGUGGAGCAUUAGCCCUGGCGGUUACUCGAAAGAUCGUACUUGGUCAGUCCACGGUUCCUACAGACACAGUGAAAGGAAUUUUCGCACUCUGCCCAUUGGUCGUCCAUCCUUCGAAUGUCCCCACGGAGUACAAGACUCUGUACACUUCAUUCGAAGAACAUAAAGAAGGAGUGCCUAUUAUCGACAAAGAAUGUCUAUUAGAGAUGUACAAUUGCGCUGGCCUCCAGCCUGAUGAGAAGAACUACUACCCAGUUUUGGAUACUGAGAGCUUGAAAAGAUUUCCACCAACCUAUAUCGUUACGUGCGAGAAUGAUCCCCUGCGGGAUGAUGGGAAGAUAUUGAGUAGUGCACUCUCCGCUUCCGAAGUUGCUGUGGACACAAAGCACUUUGAUGGCUUGCCGCAUUGCUUCUGGAUAAUUCCCUCUCUACCUGAAUCAGAACUUUUUCUACAAGAUUUAAUUCAGAGAGUGAAAGAGGCCGUCAAGGGGGCGUCUCACAGUAUCAAUUAA